Molecule: messenger RNA, 7440 nt
Organism: Salvelinus fontinalis (brook trout)
Lineage: Eukaryota; Metazoa; Chordata; Actinopteri; Salmoniformes; Salmonidae
Product: reduced folate transporter-like
Exons: 5
Coding region: 1223-2836 (537 amino acids)
Biological process (GO): folate transmembrane transport
Cellular component (GO): plasma membrane; basolateral plasma membrane; apical plasma membrane
Molecular function (GO): folic acid binding; folate:monoatomic anion antiporter activity
Source: RefSeq, a predicted model, not a curated record
UGUCAAUUUAUAAAGUUGUAUGUACAUUGUUUAAAACCCAAUUAUUGGUGUCAACUUCAGCUAGAUAACAAGUUCACCAAUGUUCCCUGCAAUAAGAUAAUAUUAACUCGCGUGAUGGAGCUAACAUUAACUAGAUAAUGUCAGCUACUGUAGACAGUUAGCUAAAUUGUCUAGACUAGUUGAUUUUAGCUGUAGCUAGCUCUCUGACAUUGUUCACUAGCAAGGGGCUUAUCAAAAUAGGCUCAGCUACCUCUUCCAGACAAGCUUAGCUACCUUUCGCUAACUGACGUUAGGUAUUCCAGACAGGAAUCUGGUUAGCUAACGUAACUAGUUAGCUAACAUUGAAUAUGGCUCGUGCCAGCCAUUCGUGCAGAAGUUGAACCCCUGUUUUAGCGAAAACGUUUUAAAGUAACUAUGUCUGGUCUCACAUGCAUGCAGUAUUGCAAUUACAAAGCUAUUUAACUAUGGUAAACUGAAAUGCAAUAGCUGGUCAAGAGGUAGACGUUACAAAAGUCGUUCGUUGUGAAUCUAUUUUUGGAGUGUGUCAACCCCAAGUUAAUAAAUCAGUCCAAGAGAGAACAACAAAAUUAUAAUACACUGACUGCACCCAAAUAAUACUCGUGACCUGAUAGCUCAGAUCUGUUAGGGUUGUUGUUUACCAUGGUUGUUACUAUAAUACGUGUGAUUUGAUGUCCCUGCCUGGAAAGGACAGCUUUGGACAUAGGGAGUUUGGUUGAGCACCAUCCCACAAAAUAAUGAAGAAUACAGCACUCUGUCAGAAAACAAACUUUAAAUGACUAUUUGCAAACAUUCUUGUAUUUUACAGGUUCACAAUGACCAGAGGUCCAGCUGUAAACUAGCUUGCUUUCAAUCAUUGUUAAUCCUUGGAAUGGAGCAAAGGUUGACCUUCUCUCAUACAUACAGUAUGAAAAUGGCUGCAGGUAGCACUUUAACGCCAUGUUCAUCGUUGUUAAAGGUUUCUCUCUCACCCCCUCUGUAAUGUUUAACACUGGAUCCUUUGUGGAACUUGUAAGGGAGGAGUGCUAACAGGAAUCUCUACUCAUUGUCUGCUUAGAACAUCUGAAUUAGAGGUUUAGGCCCUACUCUCUGGUUUCUAUGAAAAUUCCUAUAGCAAGCCUCUUCACUAUAGCAAUACCACUUAGUCGUUUGAUACAGUCAGAGGUAGACUUGGGACUCCAGUGUCCACUGUCAGGCCACUACCAUGGUGGACAAAGACGCUAUGGUGAGUGGGGAUAGGGCUGUGGAGGAAGAGGCUGAACUGGACCUGAAGGAGAACACCCCUGGAGAGCCUGACCCUGAGAUGGCUUUUCCCCCACCUGAGGACUCCUCAGACGGCCAGACCAAGACAGCCCGGACCUGGGAGUUGUCGGUGGUGUUCCUGUGUUUCUAUGGGUUUAUGGUGCAGCUGAAGCCUGGGGAGCCCUUUAUAACACCAAACCUGCUCAGCAUGGAGAAGAACUUCACCAGGGAACAGGUGACCAAUGAGAUCAACCCGAUCCUGUCCUACUCCUACAUGGUGGUGCUGGUGCCAGUCUUCCUCCUGACAGACGUCCUGCGUUACAAGCCCGUCCUGGUCCUCUCCAGCCUCAGCCAUGUGGCCAUCUGGCUCCUUCUCCUCCUGGGCUCCUCCCUCUUAGAGAUGCAGUUCAUGGAGUUCUUCUACGGCAUCACCAUGGCAGCACGCGUGGCUUACUCCUCCUAUAUCUUCUCCCUGGUCACCCCAGAGCUCUACCAACGCGUGGCCAGCUACUCGCGCUCUUGCGUCCUCAUGGGGGUGUUUGCCAGCUCGGUGCUGGGCCAGGUGCUGAUAUCCGUGGGCAGGCUCUCCUUCGCCAUGCUCAGUGCUGUCUCCUUGGCCUUGGUGUCCUUCGGCUUGGUGCUCUCCUGCUGCCUGCCCUGGCCCAAGAGGUCCCUGUUCUUCAACAGGGCCCACCACGCUGCCCAGAGGAACCUCCAGGAGCAGGCUGCCGCCCAGUCAGAGCUGACCAGGAUGAAGCAGGGCGAAGCGGGCUUGGGUUCAGGUGAUACCCCUUCCCUGGCUCCUCUCAGCUCUGGUUCCUCCUGGAGAGACUCUGUGUUUAUUCAGAUGCUGAAGGAGCUGAGGAACGUGCCGCGGAGGCCCAGCCUGAGACUGUGGAGCCUGUGGUGGGUGUUCAACUCCGCUGGCUACUACCUGGUGCUGUUGUACGUCCAUGUCCUGUGGAACAAGGUGUACCCCGCCACGGAGAACAAACACGUCUACAACGGAGGGGUGGAGGCUGUCUCCACACUACUGGGUGCGAUCACGUCGUUUGCAGCAGGCUUCGUGAAGAUCCGCUGGAACGUGUGGUCUGAGCUGGUGAUCGGUGUCAUCACGGCUCUGCAGGCUGGCCUGCUGCUCCUCAUGGGGACCACCAGCAACAUCUGGGUCUGCUAUGUGGCCUACUCCCUCUUCAAGGGUUUCUACCAGUUCCUCGUGCCUAUCGCCAUUUUCCAGAUCGCCUCGUCGCUCACCAAGGAGCUGUGUGCCCUGGUGUUUGGGGUCAACACUUUCCUGGCGACCGUUCUGAAGACCAUCAUCACCCUCAUCGUCUCUGACAAGAAGGGUCUGGGACUAGACGUGCACUCCCAGUUCCUGGUCUACUUCUUCUACUUUGCCUUGCUGACGGUUAUCUACCUGGGCUGUGCUGCCUGGGUCAUCAAUCGCCACUACAGGAACCAAUCGGCAGGAGGGGGAGGGGACACCGACCAGGCCACGCCCACUGAGCUAUGUUCCGUACCAUCAAACCCCGCGGAGACGGAACCUCUGUCCAAUGGGAACAACGUGAAGGCCUGAAAGGGAUAUUCCGGAAUGUUGGCAAUGAAGCCCUUUAUCUACUUCUCCAGAGUCAGAUUAACUUGUGGAGACCAUUUUUAUGUAUCUGCAUGCAGUUUGAAGGAAUUUGCUAACUAGCGUUAGCCAAAAUUCUAACUGCCGUUAGCGUAAUGACUGGAAGUCUAUCGGAACAGCUAGCAUGCAAGUUGUUCCUGUAGACUACCAGUCAUUGCGCUAGCUAACGCUAGUUGGCAUUGGCUCGCUAAACUACCUCUAACUUCCUUCAUACUGGAUGCAGAGACAAAAAUGGUAUCCAUGAGUUCAUCUGACUGUGUGGAAGUAGAUAAAGGGUCUCAUUGCCAAAAUCCUCAACUAUCCCUUGAACAUUGUGUCAUCUUUACAUCAACACCUAAACCCCCUACACUGACAUUGAGUGGUCUAAACGGUCUGGGAAUCUCUCGCUACGGUUUCCACACGACUGCACAAGGACAGAUGAGACUUAGAGGUGAGUCGAGACCUCAUGACACUUCGUUGGAUGUGUUGGUGGAGUGUAGUUUACCAGUAUUAGUGAACAGUCACUGUUCUCAGCCCUUAGUGCCUUAUUCGGUGUAUUCAGUUCACCAAAAGGAUGUUAUUAUGGAAUACAUCUUUUUUUCUCAAUGUUUUUAAAGAAUUACAGGCAGGGCCCACCUACAUUACUACAAGAUAUUUAAAAAAACUCACUCGAUCAAGCCUAAUGGUCUUGUAAGCAGCGGUGGGAAAAGUACCCAAUUGUCAUACUUGAUUAAAAGUAAAGACACCUUCAUAGAAAAUGACUCAAGUAAAAGUCUAAAAGUAUUUGGUUUUAAAAAGUAAGAGUAUGAAUGAUUUCAAAUGACUUAAACCAGAUGGCACAAUAAUUUUUUUUUUAUUCAUCAGUAGCCAGGGGGAAACUCCAACACUGAGACAUAAUUUACAAAUGAAGCACUUGUGUUUAGUGAGUCCGCCGGAUCAGAGGCAGUAGGGAUGACCAGGGAUGUUCUCUUGAUAAGUGUGUGAAUUGGACCAUUUUCCUGUCCUGCUAAGCAUUCAACAUGUAACGAGUACUUUUGUGUGUCGGAAAAUGUAUGGAGUAAAAAGUACAUUAUUUUCUUAAGGAAUGUAGUGAUGUAAAAGUUGUCAAAAAUAUAAAUAGUAAAGUACAGAUAGUUCUUAAGUAGUACGUAAGUAUUUUUAAGUACUUUACACCACUGCUUGUAAGUAGCAAUACAUGACCUCGUAUGCGGUACAAAUCACAUUAUUGUGGGAGCACCUCUUAGAGAAUGAAUUAGGCUGUUUGAGAAGGUUUGCAUCCUAAGCAACCUGCCUCGACAUUGUUUCGAAGUACAAUAGACCAGCAUAUAGCUACUGUAGUAGGUCAAUUUAAGGAAUUUCCUUUUUCGGCUUUAGACCAAUCCCUACUUCACACUCAAAACAGUGUUUUGUUUUUAAUAGUCAGAGUUUGGGCCUAGUUGUCAGCCUAAUGUUCUCAGAGAGACUGUUGACAUGUACUAUGUAGUGGCUGCUUUGCUCUUCUUAUCCCAGAAACAUCCUAAAUGGUGUUAUCCACUGGUGAAUAUGUUCAGUUUUCCAAAUACAGAGUAAUCAUAUGUUCCCUGAUAAUGUUGAAGCACAUUUAUUUUCAUAACUGACUGAGAAAAUAAUAAUCUCAAGUAUAAGGGACCAAUAUGAAAUGGUCUACAGAAACAGUCUUACUAAUUCUACUGGACUACUUCUACUGAUGGAACAAUAGCCUGUUAUAUUCAGCAAAUGAUUCACUGUUGCGAUCAUUAGGAAUUCUCGACAAUUGCUGCAAUUGUAUUAAUUAGCGAAAACCAUCUUUUUUAAUCUGUGUAUAUAUUGUUAGCUGUAUAGUAGUCCUCCAGUGAGCGGUGUGUGCCCCACAGGACCAUGAUUACUAUGUGAUCACAUUAGCAUUGCUUUAGAUUAAGCAGACACGUGACAGGAUGCAUUUUUGGGCUGCUGAAUCUUCCUGAAGAUUUUUCUUUGAAAAGUGUGAAAAGAUUUUCUAAAUGAAGCCCUUUGUGUGUAUGUUCACUACACUCCCAUUGUCUUGGGUUUAAACAGUGAUUGCUUGUGAACAAAGCAGAUGCCAAUUGUUUUAGGGCCUUCAAACGAAAUAUCAGUGGACUUUUUUUAUUUCACCUUUAUUUAACCAGGUAGGCCAGUUGAGAACAAGUUAUGCUUGCUGCCAGUGAGUAAUUCAAUGCACCUUGUCAGGAAGUGUUUUAGCUACCAUUUUGUGUAUAGUUUUGCUUACGGGAGGGUGGUGUAAGUUGAGCCAUUUUUUACGUUCAGCAUCACUCCAAGAUAUAUAUAGUAUUCUUUCUAACAAAGAUAUCUACAUAUAUUUCAGGAUGUUGUGUAUCCCUGGAAUUAAUCAGAAUUAAUGUGAACUUUAGUUUUGAAAACAUAGUUUGUCUGGGGAAAAAAGUGGUCUCUUGGGACAAUAGGGUAAAUCAUAGGGUAAAUUGAGCCGCAGAAUAGGGUAAGUUAAGCUGCAUAGAAAUGUCUCUACUGAAUGAAAUAUUACCAAUACCUUUAAAAAAAAUGAUAUCUAUCUUUAUUUCCCGUACACAAUUGCUUUGUUUUCUUUUUAAUAAUUUAGCACAUUUUAACACAGGCUUAACUCCUAACAAACACUUUGUAUUUUAUAUAUAUAUAUUUAACAUUGGCCAGGCCCUGUUACCUCAUAUCCCAGCGAUAAUGCCUUGCAUUAUGUCUGGGAAGAAAACACUUCAAUUUGCUCAACUUGCCAUUGGCUCAACUUUUACCCCAAGGCAAACAUUUUGAUUAUAUUAGAACACACAGAUACAAUAAAGCUCUUUCAUGCUGAUGUAUAGAAUAAUCUGAAAGUUAUCUACUUUGUUUUAGAUACAAGCAUCAUGAAACCUCUGUAACAGAAAUUAAUUUGACUUGGUGAAAAGCUUUUAUUUUUUAUAUAUAUUUUUUUACUUAACUUUUUCCAUAUGGCUUCUUCCUUCAGACUCCAUGAAAUGAUGACCUCUUCCUAGAUAUUUGGUCAAAUUAUAACAUUUUGUGUAUGGUUUCCUGGAAACAAGGGUGGCUCAACUUACCCCACUCUCCCCUAUUUUUGUUUAAAUGUUUUCAUGCAGAUUUGUCUUUUCUCCCCCAGCAGUGCUAAUCAUACGCUCAUUGUCAUCUUUUCUAAUAGGAAUCCCACAUGAUUGUGAAUGUGUAAACUGGAGUAUAGUUGUUAUGAAGUACUGCAAAUGAGUUUGAGGAUUUAGCUAUGAGCUGGCAGACCUUUAUUCUGCAUGUUAUUUUCCAGAAUUUUAGAAUGAGCUAUUUUGUGUUGUUUUAAUGCAGGGGUUCUCAAACGUUUUUGCUUCGUGACCCACCAAUUGAGCUGUCUUUUGAGUCUCGACCCACCAUAAGGGUUGAGUGGUAAGAAAAACAUACACAUACCAAAGCAUAAAUACAAAAUAUGAUCUUGGCAGCGGACACACUAUUUUGCAGUUUCAAAGCAAUUCCACAUCCUGCCAUUGAGCUGAAAUAACAUUUUUGCAAUUUUAAAAACAAUUUCCUGCAAUUCUGUGGAUUUUGACAUGGGUGGUGUUCUUAUGCACAAACAAUAUCGGUGGGGGCCUGAUUGUCUAGUUUUUAUUUUAUUGAUUGUAAAUUCUCAAAGAUUAUAGGCUAUUAUUUUAAAAAAUUCUGCAUCCCAUCCCAGUUUGGGAACUACUGUUUUAAUGGAACAAUAUAUUUAUCUGUGUGCGUAAGAGUGAAAUUGGGUUUUCUUAAAUGUUUGGCACUGAGGAAAUAAAAUGCAAAAUGAAGUUGAAAAAAUGUAAAUAUCUUUUAGGCCUAUAUGUUUAUUCUUUGGAAUCGGACAACUCUAGGAACUCAUGUCUGGUGUACCCUUUACAUUCUAAGUGUGUUUAUACCAUACUUAAAGUACGUCCAUAAAUGCAGAUUACACCUACCCAAUUUUUUUUAUUGAAGUUGCCUUUAAUUGAAUUGCUGUGCAUAGGAAGUGGUUUGCUGAAUUCCUGUCCCCUUGAGUAAUCUUAGGACCAUCUUACUUUAAAACUGAGAAAUCAUGUCAGAAUAUAGACUAUAGUAGUUGAGUGCCUAUUAAUUACAUGUAGGGUGGAUGAAAGAUGUGCGUGAACAAUACAAGCACUUAACUUGAGAACGCAUGUACAAUGGGUCCGGAACACGAGAUACGCAACUUGAACUUUGCACUAUUCUCUAAUUGAUUUAAAAGGUCAUAUCUCAAGGUAGGUUUCAGCCUAUAGUGAUGAGGUUGUAGAGUAUACAAUGAUUUUUACAUGGUCAUAUGGCCUCAAACAAAUACAAAGGUAUCAGAUGAAUUGCACCUAAUGGUCUAUAUGCCGUGCAUUAUAUUAGCCAACGAGUUCAGUAUUGGAUAUCAGUAUAGGAUAAGAUUUGUAACGUUAACUAUCAGAAUUGUUCAUGUUUAUUAUUGUCACACUGACUUCAAUCAAUGCCGAAUAUACACUUUGGGUGAAUGACUGUGAACCUAUUUUGUUGCUGUAAAAAAACAGACUUAUGUCAACAUUUUAUUUUUGAUUUACAAAUAAAUCAGUUUGGAAAAACAA